This is a messenger RNA of Rhipicephalus sanguineus (brown dog tick), 867 nucleotides long. RefSeq lists its product as uncharacterized. The transcript has a single exon. NCBI's taxonomy places the organism in Eukaryota, Metazoa, Arthropoda, Arachnida, Ixodida, Ixodidae. The coding region runs from base 1 to 867 and encodes 288 amino acids. The record is from RefSeq and is a predicted model, not a curated record.
AUGACAAGUGCCUCCUCUGCCACGGCCCACGAGACUGGGACCAGUGGCUGCGCGGCAAAAUAUCGGAAGCCCAAGCCGCCCUCGAUAUCUCGAGGGCCCACUUCAUCUUCAUCACAACCGAACGAAGGCAACCGCAUGCAUCAGAUGGGUCCAUCACAACCGGCCAACACUCAGGCAUUCCCACCGCUCGUUGCACCGGCGGUGGCACCUCAGGUGAGCAGUUGGGCAGGGGUUGCUGCUUCCCAGCCUCUUUCACCCCCCGCUGUCGAUGCUCCCUCUCCCGAGCUUGCGAACCUUCGCCAGCAAGUUGCGGAACUUCAAAAGCAAAAGCUACCUAAACAACUCUCACUCUUAACUAAGCAACUUGCACCCCAACAACAGCGCACUGCCAAGCCACCCGGUACUGCCGCCCCUGUCCAGGCGGCUACGCCGGCUACCUCCAAGCCUAGCCCUCGCACUACGUGCAUUCCGAAUAACCCUCCAGCUCCAGUGGCUGACGAACCUACUCCGGCAGUUUCUGGGGCACCUCAGGCUCCCUUGCCCACUAAACCAACUCAGCCCAGCGAGGGUCGCGUCCCGCGCAUAGAGGAACGUUUUACGCGCGUCGAAGCCUCGAUCAACCACCUCAUUACUAACUUCUCUGUCAAACGCAUAGUAGUAGAGGUCACUCAAGCUAUUCAAGCUUGGGCGAUCACUCAGUUUCAACCGAAAGCAUCGCGUUCCCGCUCUUCUUCGGUGAGCAGUGCGGGUUCAGCUCCUCGACGUCGUCGUAAAGUGGCUACUACCACCUUGCCGCCAGACAAUCCGGCCUCCGUACCCCUACCUGCCUCUCAAGGCUCUGAGCGGGACAUGGAGGACCAAAUCUAG